AUGGAGCACCAUGUCAAAGGAGGUGGAAAUUACAACCAAAGUGAAGAAGAAUUAAUGGAGCUCCGCCGAGGUCCAUGGACCGCCGAUGAAGACUUCACCCUUAUCAACUAUAUCGCCCACCACGGGGAAGGUCGCUGGAACUCCCUCGCCACCUGCGCCGGUCUAAGGAGAACUGGAAAGAGCUGCAGAUUGAGAUGGCUAAAUUAUUUACACCCCAACGUUCGACGUGGAAAUAUUACUCUUGAAGAACAAGUUUUGAUUCUUGAACUCCAUUCUAGAUGGGGUAAUAGGUGGUCCAAAAUUGCUCAACAUUUGCCUGGUAGAACUGAUAAUGAGAUCAAGAAUUAUUGGAGAACCCGAGUCCAAAAACAUGCUAAACAGCUCAAAUGUGACGUGAACAGCAAGCAAUUUAAGGACGCCUUGCGUUAUCUUUGGAUGCCACGAUUGGUUGAGAGAAUUCAGGCGGGCGCCGCCCCGACUGGGUCGACGGCAGGGACUUCCUCUACUACCACUACCACCACCAAUAACUCCGGUACCACCACCGUCUCUAAUUACCAUCUCAACAAAACUAAUCUUGAUAUGGGCCCAAGCCAAAUGGUGCUGCCACAGCCUAACAUGGCUGGCUACUUUAGUGGUGGCGUUCAGAUUAACCCUAGCAACUACACGCCGGAAACUUCCUGCAACGCCGCCUCAUCAGACUCAUUUGGAGCACAAGUUUCUCCAGUUUCAGACCUGACGGAUUGUUUCAAUUAUCCAGUCAAUCACCACAAUAACCAAGAUUAUUUUCCACCUAACGAGCUACCCUAUGGAGAAUCUUUCAAUCAAGGGUUAGAUUUCAACGACAGCAAUUGGAAGUACAGUGAGGAUUUCUGGAAUGUGGAUGACGACAUUUGGAAGCUCUUACAAUAG
This is a messenger RNA of Fraxinus pennsylvanica, 909 nucleotides long. NCBI's taxonomy places the organism in Eukaryota, Viridiplantae, Streptophyta, Magnoliopsida, Lamiales, Oleaceae. The record is from the annotation of a GenBank genome assembly.